This is a messenger RNA of Carassius gibelio (silver crucian carp), 2096 nucleotides long. RefSeq lists its product as uncharacterized. Gene Ontology annotation, biological process: DNA integration. The transcript is spliced from 2 exons. Lineage: Eukaryota; Metazoa; Chordata; Actinopteri; Cypriniformes; Cyprinidae. The coding region runs from base 369 to 1688 and encodes 439 amino acids. The record is from RefSeq and is a predicted model, not a curated record. Gene Ontology annotation, molecular function: nucleic acid binding.
UACAAGAACUCACAGCAUCUGCAACUUGGCGUUACAUACGAUCCGAAGAUAAUCCUGCGGACAGCAUCACAAGAGGUAAACGCCUGUGUGAGCUAGUAAAAGGAAGCCAGUGGAAUCAAGGUCCUUCAUUUCUCAAACUGCCACCAGCAAAUUGGCCCAAGCUACCUUUCUCGCCUGUUGAAGAACAGAGUAGUGAGUUAAGGCAGUCUGUAUUUUGUGGAUCGACUACAGUUGUACCUUUGCCAAAUCCACAGCAGUAUGACACACUGGCGGAGUUCAUAAAGGCAUGCAGUCAGCAGCUUCACGGGGCGGCAAGCAUUACAUGCGCUGACAAACUGAGAGAAGUAGAACAAACAGUGCUUCGUCAAAUGCAGACCGAGUCCUUCCCUACCGAGAUGGUCCAACUGAAGUCUGGGAAACCAGUAUCUGGUACGAGCAGGUUGGCUUCUCUCUCUCCUGAGUUUGACCCCACCAGUGGUCUUAUACGUGUAGGAGGACGCCUAAGACGCUGCAGUGAGGCAGAAUUGGAUUCUGUUCAUCCCAUCGUCCUUGCCCCUCAACAUCCUGUGACCAAACUCAUUAUCAAGGAUUAUGAUAAGAAGCUGCACCACCCUGGGCCAGAACGAGUGUUCGCAGAGUUAAGGAGGACUUACUGGGUAUUGCGAGGCCGCGAAGCGGUACGCCGACACCAACAUCAAUGUGGAGAGUGUCGAAAAUGGAAGGGACAGCCAGAAGUUCCUCGAAUGGCUGAUUUACCACUUGUAAGACAACAGCUCUUUAAGCCUGCCUUCUUCUCAACUGGCAUGGACUGUUUCGGACCCUACAUAAUUAAGAUUGGACGCCGAAAUGAGAAGAGGUGGGGCAUAUUAUUUAAGUGCCUUACAACCAGGGCUGUGCAUAUAGAUCUGUUGAUGAGCAUAGAUUCAGACUCCUUCUUAAUGGCCCUGAGACGCUUCAUCGCUCGACGUGGGAAGCCUAACGAGUUGUUAAGUGAUCAAGGCACUAACUUCAAAGGUGGAGAAAGAGAGCUGAAUGAGUCCUUUGCUGCUUUGCAUGAGGAGCUACAAGUCCACCUUGCUUCCCAGCAAAUCAAGUUUGUCUUCAAUCCACCAGGAGCUCCCCACUUUGGUGGAUGCUGGGAAAGGGAGAUACGUUCAAUUAAAGUUGCUCUGAAAGUGACCUUGGGUGCGCAGACUGUCACAGAAGAAGUUUUGAGAACAGUGUUAACCGAAAUUGAGGGAAUCCUCAACUCAAAACCUCUCGGCUACACAUCAUCUGACAUCUCUGACAUUGACCCAAUCACCCCCAACUGCUUCAUUAUUGGACGCAGAGAUGCCUCCUUGCCCCAAGUGGUGUACCAAGACUCUGGAGUGCUAAGUCGACGCCGCUGGAGACACAGCCAACUGUUGGCCGACCAUUUCUGGAGGCAUUUUAUUAAAUACUAUCUGCCCAGUCUCCAAGUUCGACAGAAAUGGAAGUCAGAAAAGAGAAAUCUACAAAUUGGUGAUAUAGUGAUGAUUGUAGACUCUCAGCUCCCUCGAGCGUUGUGGCCAGUGGGGAAAAUCACAGAAGUGCACCCAGGAGCAGAUGACAGAGUCAGCUCAGCCACUGUGCAAGUUGAGAAAAGAAUGUAUACUCGACCUGUACCUCGCCUCGUCAAGCUACCAGCCCUAUCUGAUGAAGAGUGAUCCACAUGAUGAAUAAGUUCCUUUGUCGAGAUGUACAAAUUCAAUCAUUGAAUUCGGGGGCGGCUGUUCAAAAGGCUUCUUCCUGUGACCAAUGGACAUAUGCAACGUCACCAUCAUGUGUAUCACGUGCGAUGAGGAAGUUGAGCAGGUGCGCUGAGCAGACAUGCAGAACGCGAACUCUUUCCAAGAGCAAUCCAUUUAAUCUCUCAUUCGUCUGCAAUAUAUCAAACUUACUGAUGCAAUAUAGUUGUGCGUGCAUAUAAAAACCACAACUUUACCAUCAGUAAACUGCUUAAUGAGAUUCAAAGUCUGGGGUGAUUUCUUCAAGUUAGAAGAUAUUUAAACAGUUCUGACCGACUGUCUGCAGGGGUUCGAAUCCACCUGAAUCAGUUUAACAAUUUGAAACCU